Solanum dulcamara is the source of this 494-nucleotide messenger RNA. RefSeq lists its product as uncharacterized. The record is from RefSeq and is a predicted model, not a curated record. Lineage: Eukaryota; Viridiplantae; Streptophyta; Magnoliopsida; Solanales; Solanaceae. The transcript has 2 exons. The coding region runs from base 68 to 457 and encodes 129 amino acids.
UCCGUUGGGAAAAUUCACAACACAGAAAAAAAAAGUGAACUAAUUAAGCUAAGUUGAGUGCAAAGAAAUGAAGAACAAGAUUAGAAUUAUGUUUGAAUCCUUCAUAUCAUGUGGAAAACCUUCUAAAGGAAAUGACAAAGACGAAAAACCAGUUUCUCUAGAUGAAUCUACAAGAAAUGCACAAGGACAAGGAAAAGGACAUCAAGAUGAACCAAAAUAUUAUGCACAAAGCCAAGGACUACUAGUGAAAGAUGAACCAAACAAUGCACAAUUAGGGAAAAUGGUGAAAAAUGAAGUGGAAAAUCCAAAAAUAGAACAAGUGGAAAGGGUGUUUGUAAUGAAAUCUAGAGUACAUAUAACCACAUACAGAAAAAUAGGAACAACUUCACGACAAGCAAAACGUUCACGCCAACGAUCACCUCCUAAAUUUAAGACCGGUAGCAUGGAUAUUAUGUGAUGUUACAUAUUAUUCCAUAAUAUAUCGUAUUAUAUUA